AACAAAUGAUGCUUGCAGUGUUGUUAUGUGAAGCUCGCCAUCUGCUGGUGGAGAAGAUUACGUGCCCGCCAAUGAGCGAAUGGAUGAACCGAACUGAGAAGCUGAUUGGCUCGUUGCGAGUUCAGUUGACAGGAGAAGCGCAUUCAUUGUCGGUGUACAGAUUUUUGGUAAACGAUAUAAUGGAGCUGAACGGCUUCCACUGUGACGGCGAGGGAUGUGCUGAGGAGAAAGAGGAAGAACCGCCAGCGCUCAUGCUGCCUCGAUCGAAGACGGAAACGCCAUGUAGCCUAAUUGCUACACCGGGUGCAGACAGCGAAGCGGCCGGCGGCAGUGCACUCCGAGAGCAGCGGGUGUCAAAAUCGACACCGGUGAUGUUGAGGCUCGACUCGCUGAAAAAGAACAGGCCUCGUAGCUUUCCCAUGGUUUGGCAUGGACAUUGGCGGCACGUUGGUGAAGCUGGUCUACUUUGAGCCCAAAGACAUAACAGCAGAAGAAGAACAGGAAGAGGUGGAGAGUCUGAAAAGCAUCCGUCGCUACCUCACCUCACACACUGCCUACGGCAAAACAGGUAUUCGGGAUGUUCACCUGGAGCUCUCUGACCUUAUCCUUUGGGGCCGCAAGGGCAACCUGCACUUCAUCCGCUUUCCUACGCACGAGCUGCCUGCCUUCUUGCUGAUGGGUCGAGACAAGCACUUCUCCAGUCUGCACACCACCCUCUGUGCCACUGGAGGUGGUGCAUUUAAAUAUGAAGAUGACUUCCGUACGAUGGCCAAUCUGCAGCUGUUGAAGCUGGAUGAGCUGGACUGUCUGAUAAAGGGGGUUAUGUACAUUUACUCAGUGGUCUCAAGUGGUCCACCUGAAUGUUACUAUUUUGAGCAUCCAACAGACCCUGAGCGCUGCGAGCAGAAGGCAUACAACCUGGAGGACCCCUAUCCUCUGCUGCUUGUAAACAUUGGAUCUGGUGUCAGCAUACUGGCUGUAUACUCCAAAGACAACUACAAACGUGUCACUGGAACCAGUCUUGGUGGUGGUACAUUCCUUGGGCUGUGCUGUCUCUUGACUGGAUGCUCCACCUUUGAGGAAGCGUUGGCAAUGGCCACAGAAGGAGAAAGUACAUGUGUGGAUAAACUAGUCCGGGACAUCUACGGUGGCGACUAUGAGCGAUUUGGCUUGCCAGGAUGGGCUGUUGCCUCCAGCUUUGGGAACAUGAUAUGCAAGGAGAAGAGAGACUCUGUCUCCAAGGAGGAUCUGGCUAGAGCAACACUUGUGACCAUUACAAACAACAUUGGCUCAAUCACACGCAUGUGUGCGCUCAAUGAGAACAUUGAAAGAGUGGUAUUUGUUGGGAACUUUCUACGAGUGAACACAUUAUCCAUGAAGCUGCUCUCUUAUGCUUUGGACUACUGGAGCAAAGGACAACUCAAAGCCCUGUUCCUCCGACACGAGGGUUAUUUUGGAGCGGUUGGUGCACUUUUGGAAUUACCAAACCCAUCCUGAUCUGCUACCUUAUCAUAGAUCAUGGCUUUUACCAAAACUCAAAAAUAUGUAUGCAAACAGACCAUAGUUGCCUUCAUAUAUCAGACAAUGCCCUAAACUAUGCAGACCAAGCCCGGACAUCUUAUUAUCACCAAAAAUAUUAUAGUAAUUAUAAUAACAUCUCUUAAUGAGCUAUACAAUCAGCUUAAACAAUCACAUGCCUAUAGUUUAAGGAAUUGUUGCAAACAUCAGAACUAUUUAGAGCCGGUCAAUUUUCAAAGGCUUAUGCAAAGACCACCAGCUGAUAUGAGAAUAAGACAGUAUGAUCUGAUACAUAGCUUAAAUGAACACUUCACAAUCAGGUGAUUAGACAUCAUUUAUAAUGUGUCGGCUGUCAAACUGUAUUAUCAUUACAGGUUAUGAAAAGAUAUUGCAUCAAACAGAAGAACAGUGACUGAACCCUGUUUAUGUUUGUUAAUGACAGUACAUUUCAAUGUUUUGGGGCACAGUAAGCUGAUAUCAGUCAAGCACCUUUCUUUUGCAAUUUAUUGUUUUGUAUGUAAUACAAUGUAAAUGCAAAAUUAGUAAGUAUAAUUUUUGCCGUUGGGGUCUGUUAUAUGAAAGCUGCUUUUUAUGUGUAGUGAGUUCAGAGUCAGAAUUUCAUGGAUGUCAUGUAGGUCAUAUUAUGUUUAUAGAGAAACAGUGUUGUUUGACAGCAUUUUGUAUAAAACAGCUGUGAGAGAGAAAAGGACCUAAUAUCAGGGAUGGGAACAAAAACUUUUACACUAUGGAUAAUUAUCCUCCUUGUUUUUUUCUUUUUUUGAAUCACUUUGUUUCCCUUUUGCAUAAACCAACACCAAACCAACAUGUGUUCUGUUGCCUUCUCUUUAUAGUCUGUUGUAUCCGAUGUUAUUUAGUUAUUCAUCAUGUCUGUACGGAUAUAGUUUGUUAUUACAACAGCAAAUAAGUGCCUUGCAUUUGUUUAAAACAUGGAAAACAAAUUGUUCCUCAACAAAAACGCCUUUGUACCCUUUUAAUCAAAACAAUUGUUUUU
Molecule: messenger RNA, 2530 nt
Organism: Carassius gibelio (silver crucian carp)
Lineage: Eukaryota; Metazoa; Chordata; Actinopteri; Cypriniformes; Cyprinidae
Gene: pank2
Product: pantothenate kinase 2
Exons: 8
Coding region: 430-1497 (355 amino acids)
Biological process (GO): coenzyme A biosynthetic process
Cellular component (GO): nucleus; cytosol
Molecular function (GO): ATP binding; pantothenate kinase activity
Source: RefSeq, a predicted model, not a curated record